This is a messenger RNA of Acinonyx jubatus (cheetah), 6095 nucleotides long. It is a transcript of the gene CEP85, whose product is annotated as centrosomal protein 85. Gene Ontology annotation, cellular component: centrosome. The record is from RefSeq and is a predicted model, not a curated record. The transcript has 15 exons. Lineage: Eukaryota; Metazoa; Chordata; Mammalia; Carnivora; Felidae. The coding region runs from base 444 to 2750 and encodes 768 amino acids.
GCCGCCUUCGGGGGCCGCAGGACAGCGAGGCGCAUGCGCAGAGCCGCUAAGCCGUCCUCUAUGGGUCUCUCACCCGCUGGGCUUCCUAAAAUAAUACCCCGCUCACGCCCCCUCGAGACUCGCUCGCGUCCCCGCCCUCUUUGCCUGGCUUUCUCCAUCCUUCACUCCACACAGUUGCUUUACCUUUGUAAAGGGUAGGCCCCGUGCCAGUCGCCGGCGGGACGGCGGGAAGCACGUUGGUUGCCUUCACGCGGCACGCAGUCCCGGGAGAAGAGGCGACAUUGCUCGGGUGACGACUCGUUCGUUAGCACUCAGUGGUGUGGGCUGGUCAAGUACGCAGAGCGCUAAGCACCAGGCGCCGGCGUAGUUCGGGAGGGCAGGGAGCCCUCCAUGAGGAAGCGAAGUUGAGGCUGAGGCUUAAAGGUUGGCUCAAAUAACUAUUGAUGGCCAUGCAGGAGAAAUACCCAAGUGAGAGGAUCUCUCAUGUGACUUCACCAGGUUCCGGUGUAAUUCAAAAGGGCAGUUCCCUGGGGACUGAAUGGCAGACCCCAGUUAUCUCAGAGGCUUUUCGGAGUCGCUUCAGCCGCUGUUCAAGUGUAGCUGACAGUGGGGACACAGCCAUUGGCACAUCAUGCUCAGACAUUGCAGAGGAUUUUUGUAGCUCAAGUAGCAGCCCUCCUUUCCAGCCCAUCAAAAGCCACGUAACCAUUCCAACAGCCCAUGUGAUACCUUCUACUUUGGGGACCUCUCCUGCCAAGCCAAAUUCUAUACCUUCUGGACCCUCUUCCUCCAAACUCCCUUUAUCAGGGCUGGCUGAAGGUGUGGGGAUGACAAGAAAUGGAGACCUUGGUGCAAUGAAACGUUCUCCAGGCCUAUCUAGAGAUUUCAUGUAUCUCUGUGGUGCUACCGGAGAAAAUGGAAUUGAGCAGUCCUGGUUUCCAGCAGUGGGCCAUGAAAGAGAAGAAGAGGUGAGGAAGUUUGAUAUUCCCAGUAUGGAGUCUACCCUUAAUCAGUCGGCAGUGAUGGAGACAUUUUAUUCAGAUCCCCACUACCAAGUCCACUUCCACAACCCAAGAGCCGACACAAACAAGGAGUUAUACAAAGUGUUGCCUGAGACCAAGAAGGCACCGGGCAGUGGGGUGGUAUGUGAGCGGAAUGGACCUCACCCUAACAGCAGUGGAGUGCUCCCUUUGGGACUCCAGCCUGCUCCUGGCUUCUCCAAGCCUAUACCCUCUCAGGUAUGGCAGCCGAACCCUGACCCUUGGCAUCCCCGUGAGCGAUCUUGUGAGCUCAGCACGUGUCGACAGCAGCUGGAGUUGAUCCGUUUACAGAUGGAGCAAAUGCAGCUUCAGAAUGGAGCCGUCUGCCACCAUCCCGCUGCUUUUGCUCCUCCACUGCCCACAUUAGAACCAGCACAAUGGAUCAGCAUCUUGAACAGUAAUGAACACCUUCUGAAGGAAAAGGAGCUCCUCAUUGACAAGCAAAGGAAGCACAUUUCUCAGCUGGAGCAGAAAGUACGAGAGAGUGAACUACAAGUCCACAGUGCCCUUUUGGGCCGCCCUGCCCCCUUCGGGGAUGUCUGCUUGCUGAGGCUGCAGGAAUUGCAGCGAGAGAACACUUUCUUACGUGCGCAGUUUGCACAGAAGACAGAAGCCCUAAGCAAAGAAAAGAUGGAGCUUGAAAAGAAACUCUCUGCUUCAGAAGUUGAAAUCCAGCUCAUCAGAGAAUCACUCAAAGUGGCAUUGCAGAAGCACUCAGAGGAGGGGAAGAAACAGGAAGAAAGGGUCAAGGGUCGUGAUAAACAUAUCAAUAAUUUGAAAAAGAAAUGUCAGAAGGAGUCAGAGCAGAACCGGGAGAAGCAGCAGCGUAUUGAGACCUUGGAGCGUUACCUGGCUGACCUGCCCACCCUGGAAGAUCAUCAGAAGCAGAGCCAGCAGCUUAAGGAUUCUGAAUUGAAGAGUACAGAGCUGCAGGAGAGAGUAACCGAGCUGGAGAGUUUGCUGGAGGAAACCCAGGCAGCCUGCAGAGAGAAGGAGGGUCAACUGGAAAGCCUGAGACAGAGAGGAGCAGAAUUCUCCAGUAGACAUAGCCUGCAAGAUAAGCAGUGUGUGGAGGAGGCCAGUGGAGAAGGUCCAGCCCAACAGGGAGAAGGUCCAAAAGUGGAAAUGGAGUCCUGGCAGAAAGAAUGUGAUUCCCUCCGAAAGAUUGUGGAGAAGCAACAACAGAAGAUGGAUCAGCUGCGUUCACAAGUACAGAGCCUAGAGCAGGAGGUGGCUCAGGAAGAAGGAGCAAGCCAGGCCCUGAAAGAGGAGGCCCAGCGGAGGGAGACAGCCCUGCAGCAGCUUCGCACAGCCGUGAAAGAGCUUUCAGUACAGAACCAGGACCUGAUCGAGAAGAAUCUGACACUCCAGGAACACCUGCGUCAAGCCCAACCAGGGUCUCCAUCUUCACCAGAUACAGCCCAGCUGGCAUUUGAACUGCACCAGGAGUUGGCCAGUUGCCUUCAAGAUCUGCAGGCUGUCUGUAGCAUUGUGACCCAGAGGGCCCAGGGCCAUGACCCCAAUCUCUCCCUGCUCCUGGGCAUUCACUCUGCACAGCACCCAGGGAUUCAACUAGAUUUGCAGAAGCCAGAUGUGAUCAGGAGGAAACUAGAAGAGGUUCAACAGCUGCGCCGUGACAUCGAGGACUUAAGGACCACCAUGUCAGACAGAUAUGCCCAGGAUAUGGGAGAAAACUGUGUCACUCAGUGAGGAAUGCUGGGGGUGGCAUAGACUCCGUUCCCCCAGGGAAGAUCUGGUCUGCUGAGAGCCCAGUCUUGCAGGUCCUGCCCUGACAAUCUCUUGCCUCCUAUUUGCUGCUAUUCCCAGAGAGAAGGGAUGGAGGGGGGUAAGAACCUGCAUCUGGGGCCAAGGGCUGAUUAAGGAACUGUGCCUGCCCUGCCCCACACUGGCUUUGCCUUGUUGGAUUGCAUUUGUCCUGUCAUACUGAUUUACCCUUUGAGGGUGAGUUACUAAUUAACUUUUGCAGGUUAACUGGUAAGUCCUCACAGACUGUUCCCAGCCCCAGGCUGACGUCAAAGGUAAACAGGCUGCUCACUUCCCUUUUCCGUCCUCUGGAUGGAUCCACGUUCAUUCCCACUCCAUACUUUGGUCCUGCUGAUGUCCACUGGAAAGGCUGAGUACCAGUCACAGUGGCCAUGUGAGAAUUCUCAGACCAGUCGGCUAGCCUGCCUGGGAUCUAAGUUGGCUUUCGGGGUAUUCUUUGGCCUGGUCCCACUGCUGCUUCCUCAGGACUCUUGUUCUCACAGAUGCCUCAGGGUGAUCUGUUUAUUAGCAAAGCACCCACUAGAAUUGGCCUAGGGAUUGUAUCCAGGUCUCCUUAAUCUGAGCUGUCAUGCCAUUUUGCAGGAUACCCCAUUCUCCAGCUGCUCUGUCCCAUGGGGCCCUGGCCAUGUGGUUAGCACAGCUCCCUUCUCCUUUGUUCUCAGGCCAUCCAGGUAGCCCCCUUGUAAACUCUUCUCUAUGGUUCUGGGUUUGGGCAGGAUUUUCCCUCAUAUUGCCACAGGGCAACUGUCAAGUUACUCACCUCCUCCUCCUGGGGCUGAGGCCAGAGCCCAGUCCUGAUUUGUGCCUCUCUUUUGUUUAGGGGCAGGGUCCUUUCCCUUUAUUGCUCUGGGGCCCCUUUGAAAGUUCAGAGUACCCGGUAUAGCUUGGCUCUAAGUUCUAGCUUUCCGUAUUUGCUGGGUUUUGUUUCUCUGGGGCCUUUGGGGACCCUGUGCUUUUUAUUUUCUCUUGCCUUCUCAUGUAUGGAGCAUCUCAGAACACAAUUGUUUGUAUCCGGUUGUUGGGCUGGCCCCAGGCCUCCUCUAGAUCUGGAGCCAGGCCAAGCCAAGGCUUUGUAAGGGUAUGGAGGAGCACUGAGCAGUUCAGAAGCCAGCCACUGAGUUUGUUGCUAAGCUUUGAGCUGUCAGAGAAGCAUCCUGGACCUCAUUCUUGGGUCUGAAUGAGACUCGUUAAGUGUUUUUACAAUUUUGUGUCUUAUUUAUGGAGUGAUGUAUCCCUUCCAUUCAGAGCAGCCCCACCCAGCCAUCCCCUCAGCCUCUGGGCUCCUUCCUGCCUCCUAAAAGCAGAGCUGCCUGGUUGGUCUCCACCCUGUGUUGGGAGCCCAGCCACCAUGCUCACGGGUAUUUUUCCUCAAAGUUUAUAAGCAGUUAUUUAUAUGAAUCCUUGUUAUGUCAACUGGUUUGUAUUGCCUAUUUUGAUUACAAAAUAAAAUAUUUAACAAACUCCUCAGUUUUCUAUCACCAUUAUCACCAUCCCUUACUCCACCCCUCAUUUUGCCUUAUUGGAACCAAGGCCCGGGUGUUUAGCCAAGUUCCCCAGACAGCAGCAAGGAGGGACCUUUGGCAGGUCCAGGCUCUCAUCUGUGUUUCUACCACUUCCGCUCCUCUGGUGUUCUCUAUGGGGACAAAUAAGAUCUCUUCUGACACUACUUUCUAUUGGGUGAAGCUGCCCUGAGUCAUUGAGCAAGUCUGUCGUUGGAAAGAGUUUCAGUAAGUCUCUGAGAGGAAGUCUGCUUCUAGGUUGCUGUGAGGAAGUGGCUUCCCUGGAGCCAGGCAGGGCCCUGUUUGCCUCACGGAGCUAAAGUGGUCUUUCUGGGCUGCUAUUUGAGCCCUGGGGUGGGGUGGGGGGCCUGUGAGGGCAGUCCUGGCCAACCCCAGACAGACAGCUGAGCCCAAUUUGGGCUGAUGAGUCUCUCAACCCCCUGGAUUUUUUCUGGGAGCAGGAGCAGCUUUAGAAUGCCAUCUGGGGUUGGAGUUGAGCUAGGGCCACCCUGAGACCAGCUGUGGAUCUUGAACAAGGGCGGGCCGGGCUCCCCGGAGUCCCGACCAACUGCUGCCUCCACCCGUUCUAGAGCUAGCAAACUCUUACCUUGGCCUCCAUCUGGUGCCUUGAGGGUGUGGCCCUGUCUCCGGCCACCACCCUUCCUUGUCUAGACUUGCCUGAGUAGAGAGGAACUUGUGGGGAAAUCUCCCAGCAGGGGCUGUCCCUGCUUUGGUGUGCCAUGGGGUUAGCCAUGUAUGAGUGUCACCCGGGGACUGUGGGAAGGGGUCCCUUGGAGCAAGAUUCCCUAGCCAAGGAACUGUAGGUUUCAAAACAGCCCAAGCCUUCAAAGCUCCAGCUGCGCCGUGCUAUCGUGGCACUGAGGGUGGGUAGCUGGGUGCAGUAAACCCGGGCGACGCUGAAAAGGCCUUUGCCAAGCCGUCACCCAGGCCCUCCCUGGCCUUUCCGGCCACCAGCCCCCUCCCCCCACCUCACGCUGAACCCCAGAUCAGGGAAGGCGCGGGAGGGGGACGGCCUCGCGCAGCACUAGGGUCCUCGGCGCGCCCCGUCACUGAGGGGGAGGGGAGGGGGCAGCGGCGCGCGGGGCGGGGUCGCUCAGGCUCCGCCCCGGCCGCACGCCUGCCCGCGCCGCCCAUUGGUCCUGAGAGCGGUGACUCGCGGGCAGAGCAGGAAGGAAACCGCUCCCGAGCGCGGCGGCGUCGUCUCCAGGCCGUGCGGCUGCCGCUACAGCCAGCCAUCCGUCCGCUUGUCGGCUUGCCAGUCCACCCGCAGCAUGAGCGGCCUGCGCGUCUACAGCACGUCGGUCACCGGCUCCCGCGAAGACUAUGAGCUUUUCGUGGAGGCUGUGGAACAAAACACACUGCAGGAGUUCCUGAAACUGGCCUGAGCCCACUGGACUCCAUCACCACGUCCCCCCGCAGCCACCGCCGGCCAUGAAGGACCUUGUGACCAACUCCCUGUCAUUCCUAGCCUUCCGACCUUAGAAUCUCUCCCCGCAACCCAAGCCCCCCUCCUCCCCCUCUCUAAUUUAGCCCCCUCUUCUCCAUUCAAAGGCAACAUUCCUUACCCACUAGUCUCAGAAAUUGUCUUAAGCAACAGCCCAAGUGCUGGCUGUUGUCAGCCAGGCCCUGAGGCUGCCACCCUGCCUGGCACUGGCUGAUGGGCACCUUUGUGGGUUCCAUUAGCCAGGGCUCUGCCAAAGGCCCCGCAUUCCUUGUCCCCUAGAGACAAUUAAAUGUCCCAUUCCACUGA